Messenger RNA from Sclerotinia borealis F-4128, 282 nucleotides. The record is from the annotation of a GenBank genome assembly. Lineage: Eukaryota; Fungi; Ascomycota; Leotiomycetes; Helotiales; Sclerotiniaceae.
AUGAAAGCAACCAAUGCGGCCACAGACGAAAUCAUAGGUUUUAUCUGUUGGACCAUCGAGUAUGCAGAUAACGAAAAGUCUAUUUCCGGAGAGAAUUUGCCAGACCUUAAUGCUACGGCUUCCCAGCGACCCAAUUACCUCGAUAUGGAUUUCAUCAAGUUCUACGCCGAGAAACUAGAAGUCGAGGUCUUGAGGAAUAAUCUCAUGAAAGGACAUACACACUACUAUGCCAAUCACUUCGCCGUCGCGCCAAAAUAUUGGAGCCAAGGAGUGGGAACCUAA